GCGGCCGGAAGCACGUGGGUCGCGGCCAUGGCGGACACGGACCCGGCGGCCGCCGCCGCUCCCGUGCGCUUCAAGAGCAACUACUCCGUGACGCGGAAGAUCGAGCCGUUCUACAAAGGAGGGCGAAUCCAGAUCAGCCGGGAUGGGAAGUUCAUGUUCUGCCCCUGUGGGAGCAAAGUCAACGUCAUCGAUGUGGAAACGGGAGCGCUCCUGCACAGCCUCCAGCAGGAUGAGGAAGAGGAUGUCACAGCGUUCGUGCUGAGCCCUGAUGAUGAGGUGCUGGUGACAGGCAGCAGGGCGCUGCUGCUGCGCCGCUGGCGCUGGAGGGAGCCCAGGUGUGAGCGCAGCUGGCGAGCCGUGCACACCGCGCCCGUGGCCACCAUGGCCUUCGACCCCACGGCCACCCUGCUGGCCACAGGUGGCUGUGACAGCACCAUCAAGGUCUGGGAUAUGAUCAAACACUACUGCACACACAACCUGAAAGGAUCCUCUGGAGUGGUACACCUGGUGGAGUUCCACCCCGACAUCUCCCGCCUGCAGCUCUUCUCCUCCUCCAUCGAUUACAAGAUCCGCAUCUGGGACCUGAGCUCCAGCAAGUGUGUGGCAGUGCUGGAGGGACACUUCAGUGCUGUCACCUCGCUGGCCUUUGCAGAUGGGAACAGCCUCCUCAGCUCUGGCCGUGACAAGAUCUGCAUGGUCUGGGACCUGGAGAGCAGGCAGAGCAAACGAACCGUCCCUGUCUAUGAGACCGUGGAAGCCGCUGUGCUGUUGCCUAAAGAGGGAGAUUUCUCUCAGCUGGGUGUGAAGAAACAAGGGCUGCACUUUGUCACAGCUGGCAGCAAAGGCAUCCUGAGGGUGUGGGAGGUGACCACAGGUGCCUGUGUGCACAGCCAGGCCGUGCCCUUGCUGCGCGAGGAGCCGAGCGAGCGCAGCCUCUCCCAGUGCCAGUUUGUGCCCGCCAGGAACGAGAUCCUCACCGUGUCCAUGGAGCACAACAUCCUCUUCUAUGAUGCUCAGAGCCUGCAGCUCAGGAAGCAGCUCGCAGGAUACAACGAGGAGGUGCUGGAUGUGAAGUUCCUGGGCCCUGGUGACUCUCACAUCGUGGUGGCCACCAACAGCCCCCAGCUGAAAGUGUUUGAGCUGGCAACGUCCCACUGCCAGAUCCUGUAUGGCCACACAGAAACAAUCCUGGCUUUGGAUGUCUUCAGGAAAGGCCUGAUGUUUGUCACCUGUGCCAAGGACAGAAGCGUGCGGGUGUGGCGCAUGGGCAGGGCUGGCAGGGUCACCUGUGUGGCACAGGGCCUGGGCCAUGCCCACGGCGUGGGCGCUGUCGCCUGCUCCAGGCUGAAGGAAAGCUUUGUAGUGACCAGCAGCCAGGACUGCACCAUCAAGAUCUGGAACAUCCCGGAAUCCCUCACUUCCAAAGCAAAAGCAGCCUUGAUCUCCAGCCCAGAGCCCCUCCAUGCCAGGGUCACCGAGAGGGGCCAUGACAAGGACAUCAACAGCGUGGCAGUGUCCCCCAAUGACAAACUGCUGGCCACGGGCUCGCAGGACCGCCUGGCCAAGCUCUGGUCCUGCUCUGACUGCUCCCUGCUGGGGGUUUUCUCUGGGCACAAACGUGGCAUCUGGUGUGUGCAGUUCUCCCCUGUGGACCAGGUCCUGGCCACCUCCUCGGCUGAUGGGACCCUGAAGCUUUGGGGACUUCGGGAUUUCAGCUGUCUGAAGACCUUUGAAGGCCACGACGCCUCCGUGCUGAAGAUCAUCUUUGUGAGCCGAGGGGCUCAGCUGCUCAGCAGUGGAUCUGAUGGUCUCUUAAAACUCUGGACAAUUAAAACAAACGAGUGUGUGAAAACAUUAGAUGGUCAUGAGGACAAAAUCUGGGGCCUUCACUCCAACAAGAAAGAUGACAUGGUGGUGACAGCCUCCAGUGACUCCUGCAUCACCCUGUGGCAGGAUGUGACUGAAAUUGAGGAGAAAGAAGCACAGGCUAAACAGGAGGAGCAGAUUAUGAAAGAGCAAGAGCUUUCUAACCUCCUCCAUGAGAAAAGGUACCUCAAAGCUCUGGGCCUGGCCAUCUCCCUGGACCGGCCGCACACGGUGCUGACCGUGGUCAAGGCCAUCCUCAGGGAGCCUGAGGGGAGGAGGCACCUGGAAGAGAACAUUGUUCGGCUCCGCAAGGAUCAGAAAGAGGCCGUGCUGGCGUUCCUGGUGACGUGGAACACCAACUCCAGGAACUGCCACGAGGCCCAGGCUGUCAUGGAGACCCUCCUGAGGCACGAGGCCCCCGACACCCUCCUGCAGUUCUCUGGAAUCAAAUCUGCUGUGGAGUCCCUGCUGCCCUACACAGAGCGCCACUUCCAGAGGCUGAGCCGCCUGCUCCAGGCCUCCACCUUCAUCGAGUUCAUGUGGCACAACAUGAGGCUGGCAGACGUGGCCCAGCAGGACCAGGGGACUCUGUGACCCCCCCUCCUCCCACCAAUUGCUCUUUCCAAAGAGCUCUUUCCCACCAGGAUUUCUAGUUCCUGUAUUUUAUAAUAAAUGUUUUCGUUUCUAAACCA
Camarhynchus parvulus is the source of this 2558-nucleotide messenger RNA. RefSeq names its product transducin beta like 3 (gene TBL3). Gene Ontology annotation, molecular function: protein binding; U3 snoRNA binding. NCBI's taxonomy places the organism in Eukaryota, Metazoa, Chordata, Aves, Passeriformes, Thraupidae. Gene Ontology annotation, biological process: endonucleolytic cleavage in 5'-ETS of tricistronic rRNA transcript (SSU-rRNA, 5.8S rRNA, LSU-rRNA); endonucleolytic cleavage to generate mature 5'-end of SSU-rRNA from (SSU-rRNA, 5.8S rRNA, LSU-rRNA). Gene Ontology annotation, cellular component: small-subunit processome; nucleolus; 90S preribosome. The record is from RefSeq and is a predicted model, not a curated record.